This is a messenger RNA of Neoarius graeffei (lesser salmon catfish), 12571 nucleotides long. RefSeq names its product family with sequence similarity 169 member Aa (gene fam169aa). The transcript has 12 exons. The record is from RefSeq and is a predicted model, not a curated record. NCBI's taxonomy places the organism in Eukaryota, Metazoa, Chordata, Actinopteri, Siluriformes, Ariidae. Bases 175 to 7365 code for a protein of 2396 amino acids.
CUGUGCGCGCGUGCGCGACUGGAGGAGGUGUGCAUCCCGUCUCACAGCCAUUUUUUUUUUUGCCCACUCAGCUGUUAUGUAAACUACCACGUAAUACUAUCACAGAACAUAUAAAAAGAACAAACAAACAGGUUUCUUGGCCGCUCAGGUGAGAGCUCUUCAACACAUUCCAGGAUGGAGUUCCCAGUGGAUAUAUUGGCCACUGUGGAUCUGGAAGCCCUGGAGCAAUCAGGGAAAGACUACAUGUCUAAACUCAGAAAUUCAGAAAUACAGGAGUACCUAAGUGUACCUGGAUCCAAGAAAAUAGAGAUUGGCAUCUGUAAUGUGAGUUUUGUCCCCCUCUAUGGAGUUGACAUUAAACAGAAGAUUCUUGCACUAUUUUCACCUGAAGAACCGUUGAAAGCUGUUGGACUCUACCUGCGGGAUCAGUGGUGGUCAGCUGAAGAUAUUCUUAAAACAGCAGAUUCCUCACGAACAGGACUAAUCAAGGUCAGAACCCCUGGAGAAAGGAUAGUUCUGUAUGUUCUCAACAGAAUUAUAUACAGAACAAAAGAGAUGGUUGGGGACGAUGUGGCCUUUCUUUGUCAUGGAGAAGAUGAAAUUGCUAAAAUCCUCUGGAAAAAUGGCGAGGCUGUUGGCUUUUACUCAGUCAAACCUGAAGGGAGAUUAUGCAAUAGCUUCUUGACUCAGUGUUAUCAGCUUCCUGUCAUGGAUACUAUAUUCAUCCGGAAAUGUCACCGUGGUAAUGGACAUGGUCUCCAAAUGCUGGAGGACUUUGUUGAUAACUUCAGAAAAGAUUUCAUGGGUUUGAAGUAUCCACUUCCACCAGCCAUGUAUAAAGUUUGUAAAAAGUAUCUGAGCCUUUAUCCAGAAGACACAGAGCUGCUGUGGGAAACAGAGGGUGUAGGAAGCCCUUUUCAGAGAACUCAAAUAACCAGAAAACUACAAGCAAUGGACCUAAAAGAAGACAAUGAUAUCCCGAUGGAAGUUGGUAUUACACAAGUGCAGGAGACUAUGGAGGUUGUGGAGGACGUUGCCCAGAUUAAAGUAACAGAAGAGUUGCAGGACACACCAGUUACACCCUGUGGCAGAAGCAGCAAUCUGAAGCAAAAAAACCUUGGAGCAGACAAAGAAGAGACAACUGAGAAAAACAUCAGGGUAGAAGAUCGUGAACCUGAUGAGUGUGCAGAAGAUGACCCGGUUCAUGAGGAAGGCAAACUUACUUUGAAUUUAAAAGAUCCUGAACUCAAGGACACAAUGGGGACAUGUGACAUCAGGACAAUUAUACAUGUGACUCCCAUAUCAGAGAUUACUCAGUUUCAUUGUGAAGAACCAAAGAAAUUGACCCCUACCCUUCAGUCAGAAACUGAAAAAGAACAGGUGGUUGAAAUAAUUCCUGUUAUGGACAUGCAAAGCCUAAAUGGAAAUGAGGAUGUACAAAUAAUGAAAACUUUUGAAACCACAAUUGUUCCAGUACAUCUCCAACCUUUAGAACCCCAACAGGUGGUAGAGGUGGAGAUUGUCAAGAUGUUAUCAGAAACUGAAGAGGUAAAAGAAAAAGCUGUAGAGGUCAAAGAAAUGAAAGAUGAUGUUGAUCAGGAGAUACCUGUAGAUGGAAGGGAAACCUCUGAAGAAAUGGUGAAGUCACAAAAAGAUAAAAGAGAUAUGGCAGAAACUACGAACAAAGAAGACAUAGAAGAUGAAGCAGAGUUGAGGAAAAUAUCAGUGGUCAAAAAUAUUGUUGAUGACACAGAAGAAAUAGAAGUGAAGGAAAAGAAAGCUGGACCUCUAGAGGUGCCUUUGGUGGAAAAAGAGCAAAGUGAGCAGGUGAAAGAGAAGGACACAGUUGAAGAGACUGGCACAGUUCAGGAGUGUUUAUGUGAAAAAGAACAGGAAACUGAAGAUCAAGAACCAAGUCCCCAUAAUGAAGAGGAGAAAGUCAGUACUUUGAUUCAACGAGAGGAAAACUCAAACAUGGCAUAUAGGUCCGGCUCAAAAGGCAAACAUGAUGACAAACGAAGAUCAAACUAUGAAACUCCAUUAAGACACUCUAGAAGACUCAAUGAUCAGGCUGCAGAAAGUGAACUGGCAGAAAAAGUUCUCAGAAGCUCUUCUAAGAAAACACUUAAAGCCACUUCCAAACAAGUGUAUGCAAGACAAACCAAAUCUAUAAAGCAAGUUGGCAAAAUAACUGAGGACAAUGAAGGUAUAGGAAUUGUAGAUGCUAAUAAUACUGAAACCCCUGAAGUAAUGAUUGAUGGAAAAGCAUCAGAACCAUCUUCUGCAGAAAACAUUGAAGAGCAGGAAGAGGAACCAGCCUCAGAAACUGUGCCAGCAGAGGAUGACAACACAGAAGCAGGUUUGAAAUGGAAAAACACUUCUGUCACGCUUGUUGAAUCAACAGAAAAACAAGUCAUGGAAAUGACAGACAAUGAAAAUGUGGCGAUUGAAGACAAAAUUACAAAUAGCAAUAUUGAAGGAACAGAAGAAAGACAUUACAAGACAGAGAUUGAGGAAAAUAUUGCAUCAAAAGAUGAAGACAAAGUUCCAGAGCCAACUAUUACAGAUGAAAACAAGAAGGAGGAUGCUCAAGAAGAGGAACCUGUGAAAGAACCCAACACUAUUCACAGUGAUGAACCAAAAAUUAAUGACAUUGAAUCAAAUCUUGAUUAUAAAGCUGGCAAGGCAAAUAAGGAUGGUGAGAAAAUAGCAGUUAUUGAUGUUCAUGAUGCUGAGGAUAUAAAUGCAGAUGAAAUGGAGGUUGAAGGAAAAGUACCUGAAGAGUCUGUUGUAGAAUCUUUUGUAGUUGUAGAACAGGAGGAGGAACCAGCUUCGGAAAUGGUGCCUACAGACAUUGUCCAGAACACUGAAGAAGCCACUUCACCUUUGAAACGUCAAAAGGCUGUUGUUGUUCUUGUGAAUUUAGACAAAGUUUCCACAACACACACAAAUGCCAGCGAAGGUACUAAGGGAACCUCACAGUCAGAAAGUACUGAUGACACAGAGAACAAAGAAGCAGAAGGAUUAAACCAGAAAGUUAAACCCACUGAAAAAGAGCAAAAAGUGGAGAUGACAGAAAUUGAAAAUGUGACAGUUGAGGUUGUGGACAAAAGUGAAAAUAGCAGCAUUAAAGAACCAGAAGAAAUGAUGGAAACUGAGGAGAGGGUUAUAACAACAGAUGCAGACAGAGUUUCAGAGUUGACUACAGAUGAAAACAAGAUGGAGGCGUUUCAGGAAAAGAAGGCUCUGGAAGAGACGAAGACUGUUCAAGCCACACCAGAUGAGGAAAGCAAAGAUAUCAUUAAGUCAAGUGAAGAUGAUGAAGGGGUGAAAUCAGAUGGUCGGCAUUCUAGGAGACUAAAGCAUCAGGCAGCAGAAAGGGAAUUGACAAAAAGAGUUCUCAGGAGUUCUGCAAAAGCAGCUAAAGCAGCUUCUAAACUCAAAGCUAUAAAGCAACAAGUGAAAACUAACCAAGCAGUAGAUGAUCCUGAAGUUGAGAAGAUGAAGGAAGUUCUGGAGUCACACUCUGAGACUGUGGUGGAUGAGAAAAUUGAGUCAGUAAGCAUCACUACUGAAAUGGAACAUGUAAAAGCUGUUGAAAUAGAGUUUGAAGUAAAAACACCAGAACAGUCUGCUGUAGAACCUGUUGAAGAGCAAGAGGAGGAACCAGCCUCAGGAAUAGAGCCAGUAGGGGAUAUCACAGAGGAAGCCACAUCAGAUUUCAAAUUGCAAAAAGUUUCUGUUGUGCUUGAGGAUUUUGACAAAGUUUCUAAAACACACAUAUAUGCUGGUAAAGAUACCAAGGGAACUUUACAGCCUCAAAAGGAGGUAGAUGCAGAAUUUCAUAUACUAGAAAGUACUGAUACUGUAGCUCAGGCUGAACGCACUGAAAAAGAGCAGGCAGUGGAAAUGACAGAAAACAAAAUUGAAAAUAGCAGCACUGAAGUAACAGAUGAAAAGGUGGAGAUUAAGGAAGGCGUUGUACUGAAUGAUGAACACAGACUUCCACACUCAGUUGUUACUGAUGAAGAAAACACGGAAGAUGCUCAAAAAGAGAUAGACACUGCUCAAGAAAUACCAGCUGAGGAACCAAAAAGUUUACAGGUCAUUGAGUCAAGUGAAGCUGAUGAAGGUGAGAGAUUAGAUAUUCCGAUUAAACUGGAUGAAGGAGAUGAGGAUGAGACGAGCUCUGUAACCCCAUUAAGAUGCUCUAAAAGCCUCAAGGAUCAGGCUGUGGUAAGUGAACUGACAAAAAGAGUUCUCAGGAGUUCGGAAAGACUGAGAAAAAAAGCCACUCCACAACAAAGACAGAAACUGCAAAUCAAAACCAUGAUGGUACAAGAGGAACCCGAACAACGAGAUGAGUCUAAGGAUAAUGAUAUGAACAUCAUGUUAGGGUGUGAUGCUGCAGUAGGAGAGCACAUGGAGUCAGAGACUGUACAUGUGUUUGCUGAAGGUGAUUCAGAUGUUAUAGAACAAGACAAGAUGGCAGCAGAGAAUAUAAUGCAUGGAGAACCUGAACAAAUCUGCACAUCUGGAGAGAAAUUAGAAAAAGUUGAAAAUAAAGUGCAAGAGGAUGGAGCACCUACAGAAAUGGGGCAUGGAGAGAAUAGUGAGAACAUAAUAGAAACCACAUCAGCUUUGACACUACAAGAAGCUUCUGUUAUGCUUGUGGAUGUCCGAGUUCUCCCCAGUCUAACCGGUGACUGUAGUUCUGCUUUUGAAACUGCUCAGGAGGAGAUUGGUGACAAACUUAAAAUGAGUGAACAAGCAGUGGAUAUGCCUGAAAAGGUGAAGGAAGAAUUACAGACUGGAAUUGUAGAGGGAGAGAACAUCAAGCCAGUAAUUCCCACUGAAGGAGAUCUGAAUACAGCUGCAAAGGACACAGCUGAGGAAGAUAACAAUGUAGUAAAGAGUAAUUUAGAAAUUGAGACAACUGAUACCAGUAAGCUUGAGAAAGAGAAAUGCAGUGAUGAAAGUAAGGUGGAACAAGAAUCCAAAGCAGAAAAGUUCACUCUGCAAGUUCCAAUUUUAACCCAAGCUUCAGUUCACGAAAAAUGUUCAGAGACAACCACGUGUGUGCAGAAUAUCUUGAAUCUUUAUAAUACUGAAGUUGUAGAAGAUAAUAAUUCUGUUGAAGAACAGGAAGAGGAACUGGCCACAGAAUUGACACCAGGCAAGGACAGCGAGAAUGCAGUCGAGUCCACUUCCAUGUUAAAACUACAUAAAGCUGCUGUUGUGCUUGUGGAUUUCUGUAGAAAAACAGGUGGAAAUGAAACAACACAAUCACAGGAAGUAGAAUUGCUAUCCAAGGCUUACCUUGCAAAUGAAGAGAAGGCAUUGAUUGAGAUGGAUGUGGCAGAACCUGUGGCAGAAAGAAUACAAGAAGAAGCAGUAGAACUGGGUAUAGAUAACACACUCAUUUCAAAUGAUGAACAAGACAGGGAUAUUCAUGCAGAACAGGGUGUGAAAGAUGAUUUUAAAGAAGUAGAAGACACUACGUUAAGAGAAAAAUCUAAGUUAGCAGAACUUGAUACAAAUAAAACUCUGAAAGAGUGUCAGGAAAGUACAACACCUGCCCAAGGUGACAGUGUCCAGGAAAGCACUCAAGUUGAAGAUAUUUUAGUGUACACAAGCAAAAAUCUCAGCCGUAGGACUUUACCAGUGAAGACUACACCAGAAAGAGUGUCAAGCUGUCACCAACAUGUAUACAAAGAAACAAAGGUAAAUGAAAAUAGAGAAGAGCAGAUCUCAGGUGAAGAAAUUGAAACUGUAUUCACAAGACAUCUCAGAGGAAGAACCAUAAGAAUAACACCAAGGAGAAGAUCUAAACACCGUACAGGAGCGCAAGUAGCAGAGCCGGAGAUGGAGGGACAUGUGACUAGUCAUGAAAUAAUUGUAGUGCAAAGCACUGAAGAGGCUAGGACUGCUGUGGAAGAGACACAUGAGACCCAUCCAAAAUACGGCAAUGAGGAAGUACCUGCUAUCUUUGAAGCAUCAAGAAAAGACCAGCAGCAAGAUAAAAGUAUACCUGAAAAUGAUGCAGAAAAAAUGGAGGAAGUGACUGAUGGAAGAAAAGAUAUGGCAGAAGAAGCUGUUGAUCAUAAGGAGGUAGAACCAACAGACAGGGAAAUUCUAGUAGAAGGUGACCUACCAGAUGAGAAUCAGGAGAAAGAAGAGCCUGAGGAGUCAAACCAAGAACAAGUAAGAAGUGAAAAUUUUGAACAGGAGCGUGACCAACAGGAUAAUGCUCUGGAGGAAACAUUGCUUGAGAAAACAUUUGAAAAAGAACUUUGUAAAAGAGUGGAAGAAAAACACCUAGAAGAAGAAAAAGAUGGUGCAAUGAACAUAUCAAUUACAGAAGCAGUUCUUGAUCAAUCAGAAGAGGGUGUAAGUGUUGAAAGAAGGGCCCUGAGAAAACGAUCAAUAACUAUCAAAGUUGCUUCUGUAAGGAAAUCCAAACGACUCUGCAAACAAGAUCAAGGUGAAAAUGAUGGGCAAACAGUUGUGUGGGCAAACACUGAAGAUUCUGUACCUGUAGAGGCAACAGUAAUGGAGAUGGCUGCUGUGAAGUCACCUGCAGAAAACGAACACACCGAUCAACGAAAAAGUCAAGAAAUAGAGGAUACCAACACUAUAGGUGGAGAAAUCUCCCAUAAAGAUGAGGAUCAGGAAGAUGCAAAAAGGGAAGAAACUUAUGGAAAUGCAAACAGCCAAGAAGUCACAAUGACAGAAGAUGCAAGUAAGCAGGCCCAGUUUCUAAAUAUGUCAGAAGAUGAUACAGAUGUCAUGUUAGUGGUACAAGAAGAAGAGAAGGGUGAGGAGAACAGGGAAGAACAAUCAACGUCAGAAGAGAUAAUGAAGUCUGAAAACAAUGCAGUCAAUGUUGAUAAUGUAUCUGAUGAACCCAAAUUUGAAGAUAUUCAAGAGGAACUAGAGCAAAAUGAGGAGAAUGCUGAGGAAAUGUCCAAAGUCAGUGUGACCGUAGAUGAAAAUUUCACCUUGGAGGCGAAUAAAGAGGUUGACAGUAAUGACACAGAGUGUAACCAGUUGGCUGAGGAAACCAAAGCUUCAUUUCAGGAAAGUGAAAAAGAAAUUACAGAUGCAGAACAAGAGUCUGGAGUGUUGUCAAAACGCACCCUUCAAGGCAGGAAGUCAGCAGCAGCUUCACCUGAACAAAGAUCAACUAGGAGAAACAGGAGGUUGCUGCAAGAUAGUGACAGUGAAAUGGAAGAUAAGUUAGAGGUAGAGGAGGUUAAAGAGGUGAUUGGAGAAGAGCAAAAGAAACUUCAACAAAAAAGAAAAGCCAUAGCUGAGCUAACACCUCGUAGAUCUAAACGGCUUGCGAGAGCAGACAUAAUGUAGUUAAAAAAUAAUUUUUCGAAGCACAGCACUUUUUUUUUAUUUUUUUAUUCUUUCUUUAUUGAGGGUAGCACUAAAUAUCUGUAGAUAAUUUACACGUGGCCCUCAAAAUAAAAUCUCAAAUAAAAAAAAAUAAUUAAUAUAAAUUAAAAGCAAAGCCUAAAUGAAAAUUACAAUACAAAUUUAUGAUUCUUAAUCAUAGUGUUAAAUGAACCCAGACUUGAACAGCUCUUUAUCUCUUUAGGGAGAUUGUUCCAUAACUUGGCCACAGUGAACAUGAAAGUUCUUUCUCCGAAUGUUUUAUUUAUCCUGGGCAGAACUAAAUUACUGGUUGCGUUUCUAGUACCCCUGUAGUGAAUCUAGCUGAAUUUGGUAAAUUUAUCUGACAUAUAUCUCGGUAAUAGACCAUUCAAUGCUUUAAAAACUAUUUUAACCUUCGAGACUGCAACUCGCUUUGGAAACGACACAAUGCCAAGCUUGUCAAAGAGUUCUUUCGAAGGGUGGUCCCACGGCACGUCCAUCAUCACCCUGGCUGCCCGCUUCUGCAAUUUCAACAUAGUGUUGGAGUGAGUGGCAAAGCUGUCGCCCCAGAUAGUAGCACCAUAGUCCAUUACAGGUUGCACAAUAGUUUUGAAGUAGACUAAGCGAGCUUCCAGUGUGAGGAAUCGCUUCAUCCGUUUAAGGAGAGCUAAUCUCUUGCUGAUCUUCUUGGUGGUUUUGUCGACGUGCUCAUUCCAGGAAAGGUUGCUGUCAAGAUGGAUUCCUAAUAAUUUUGCACUAGCAACAGUCUCUAUGUCUUUGUUGUUGACUGUAACAGAGAGACAUUCGUUAUUCUUGGCAAGCAUGUACUGCUUUGGCUUACUGCAUAUUAACAUGCACUUGGUUUUGUCUGCAUUUAGCGCCAUCUUGUUAUCUGUUGCCCACUUAUCAACUCUGCCUAGGUCUCGUUCAAGAGCUGUCGAAACUUCCAUGACAUUGCGGCCAGUUGCAGAGAUAGUGGUGUCAUCUGCGUAGAUACUCACAAUGCUGUCAUUUAAACUUAAUGGCAGGUCGUUAAUAAAGGCAAUAAACAGUAACGGGCCAAGAAUGGAUCCUUGCGGCACGCCGAUACAAUGUCAAAUGGCUCUGAUAACAUGCCGUUGAUGGCGACUUUCUGCGAGCGUCCUGAAAGAUACGAGGUAAACCAUUCAGUUGACUCAGCUGAGAGCUGGUAAGCUACAAGCUUUUUGAUGAGAACACCAUGGUCAACGCGGUAGUCAAUAAUUGAUAAGCCGGUGAGAAGACCAUUAUUCAUGUUGUUCAGUAGCAUAUCCACAAGCUCUAUCAUGGCUGUUUCACAAGAAUGAUCUGGUCUAAAACCAGACUGGUAUCAAUAUAAUAAGUUGUUACUAUUCAAAUACUUAUAAAACGCUGUAUGAACGUGUCGUUCAAUGAUCUUAGAUAAAACAGGUAAGAUACUGAUGGGUCUGUAAUUGUUGACAUCCAGUUGAUCGCCAGCUUUAUACACAGGAGUGACUCUGGCUAGUUUCCAGGAUGAUGGAAAGACACACUUGUUAAAACUCAGGUUGAUUAUGUAGGUCAACAGUUUUGCAAUAGCUGGUGCAGCGAUUUUUAGAAACCUAGCACUUAGGCCAAGUUUACAUUAGACCGUAUCUGUCUUGUUUUCUUCGCGGAUGCACUGUCCGUUUACAUUAAAACGCCUGGAAACGCCGGGAAACGGGAAUCCGCCAGGGUCCACGUAUUCAAUCCAGAUCGUGUCUGGUCCGGUGCUGUGUAAACAUUGAGAAUACGCGGAUACGCUGUGCUGAGCUCUAGCUGGCGUCGUCAUUGGACAACGUCACUGUGACAUCCACCUUCCUGAUUUGCUGGCGUUGGUCAUGUGACGCGACUGCUGAAAAACGGCGCGGACUUCCGCCUUGUAUCACCUUUCAUUAAAGAGUAUAAAAGUAUGAAAAUACUGCAAAUACUGAUGCAAAUACUGCCCAUUGUGUAGUUAUGAUUGUCUUUAGGCUUGCCAUCCUUCCACUUGCAAGUGGUAAGUGAUAUGCACUGGGAUCUCACACACAGCGGCUCAGUCCCGAAUCACUGCUCGUGCGCUAUACUUGCGCGCUCUGUGAGCUGCGCAGGGCCGGAGUGCGCACCCUCCAGAGGGCACUCGCUGUUCAGGGUGGAGUGAUUUGGAGCGCAGGAUGCCUGCGGAGCCGAGCGUAUCCGUGUAUUGGUGUUGCUGUGUGCACGCGAAUCGUGUAUUGGUGUUGCUGUGUGCACGCUAAUCGUUUUAAAAACGUUAAUCUGAUGAUCCGCUGAUACGGUCUAAUGUAAACCCCACCUUAGCCUGUCCAUUCCUGUGGCCUUGGAGACUUGAAGGCCAUUGAGAUAGGUGGCGACGAAUUCUGGCAUUAUCUUUGGUAUGUUGAACACAGUGGAGGUUGUAAUCCUGGAUCUGACAAAUUGCUCAAGUGCGGUGAAAGAAGGAAGAGCAUGUCCACUAGACUGAUUCCUAUACUUAGACGCUACCGAAACAAAGAACUCAUUGAAUAUGCCAGCUACUUCGAUAGGAUUUCUUAAGACGUUAUUUCCUAUCUGGAUCUUAGAGACAGAUGAUUUCUUGGGCGGUCCAACUCCGUUCUUCAAGUGCCUCCAGAACUCUCUCGAUGAACUGCUAUUUUCAAACGCAUUACUAAAAUGCCUGCUCUUGGCAUCUCGGAUUGCUCUGAAGGUGGCGUUUCGAGCAGUGCAGUAAGCAACCCAGUCGCCUUGUUUUCCCGUGCGUCUGGCAAUCUUUAACAGCGUAUCACGAUUGCGAAUGCCACUGUAAACCUCAGCACUCAUCCAAGGGGGCUGUGCCGCUCUCUUCACCCUUUUGUUCACAAGGGGGCAGUGAGCAUCAAUAAUCUCAAGUAUGAUCUUAUUGAUGAAAUCAAGGGCGUCGUCAGGAUGGUCAAACUUUUCCAGAGUACUCCAUGGUGCCAUGUAUAGAUCUUGUAAAAACGCCUGCUCAUCUAGGUUUUUACAGUCACGACAAGUAAUAGUGUGAUAUUUGCUGGUUUUAGGUUGCUUCUGAUACUUCCUCACUAUGUACACAGGAAAGUGAUCUGACAUACCAUUCUCAUACACUUUGGUCUUGAUUAUGUGCUGAGGAUGGGUGGUGAAAACGUGGUCCAAACAUGUCUUGCUGGAUGGUCGUGUAACCUCUUUGAUAAGCUGUUGGAGUCCUAAGCUAGUCAGUGACUUUAAAAGACGGUGAUUCCUUAAAAAUACAUUUAAAAAGUCAAUGUUCAUAUCCCCAAGGACCAGGACCUCUUUACCAGUGAGGUAAAGCAUUUCCAUGGACUUUUCAAGCUUAUUAUCAUACUCUGCAGUUGAAUCUGGAGGACGAUAAAUGCCAGCAAUGUACAAAGGACAAUUAGACUUGAACGGCGUCAUCUCAAUACACAGCAUCUCAAGAUCUUCCGACUCAAAUUUGGUCGCACGUCUAUACACAGCAUUCGAUGCUUUAUACAUCACUCCGCCAUGAGGGUCACGACCCCUGUCGCAUCGUUCGAUCUGAUACCCAGGGAUGUCAAUCUCAGAGUUGGAAACUUCACCAUCUAGCCAAGACUACGUGAUGAUAAGAAUAUCCAGUUGCGUUUUGCUGUUAGUUAAUAUGCUUCUUAUUUCCUCGUACUUUUGGUUGUUAAGACUUUGAACGUUCCAUUGACAAAUUCUGAUACCGUUUUCAGAUAAUCCAAAAUGUUGAGGACCGUUGUGCAGAUACGAAGCGUCAUUAGUAACAUCGGGUAGAUCACGAGACAUAGUACCAGCGAUAAGACCAGGGUUGCUCUCAAUAUCAUUUGACAAGUAUAUCAGCAUCAGGGACAUCGGAGCAAUGUUGGAAAAGAAGCAAACCAGCUCGCGCACAGUAGGACGAUAAAAUAACUGCCGAACCUCCGCUGGGUCUUUUUUAAUAUAUUUUACAGUAAUUCGGGAAAACCUCUUGACUCAUGAUUUGCUGUAAAACCGUGAGAUGACAAAUAGGCUGGAUUUGAAGAUGCUUGAUUUCACGUCCGCCAUUGGUUAAUUACCCUCAAAACAAAAAAUAAUUUUUAAAAAUGCAACUGAUUUUUUUUUUUAAUUGCAUACAGUUUUGGUAUGUAACAUGUAUGCAAAACAUUUUUAUUGCAUUUGUAGUUUUAACUUUUUUGUCAUUUUGAACUGUGCUCAAUUCUUAACAUUCUGCUUACUCUUUUAAUUACUCUGUUAAUGUUACUCAAAGGCAGUAGGCUUUUAAUAUGUCUAAAUCUCUACUUUAUGUGCUUCAAAAAAAAUCUUUAUAGACAUAUUUUUCUAUACCUUCUUAAGAAUCUGAAAUCAUGAAUGAUGGCUCUGUAUAUUUGUGCUUAUGGAUGAUAUUCCAUUUCCACAGUGUAAUAUUUCUCUUUCUUGUAUUGUGUACAAAACAUUUGAUAAGUAUAGGGUUUUUUUUCAUGGUAAGUAGUUUUGGAUUAUUUGAAGGUGCCUAUAUGAGCACUUCUAUAGGUAUAGUAGAGAUAUGGCCAAGUUUGUAUUAAAACUCUAACAGUCUCAUGAUUGAUUUAGAAAUAUUCUAUUCAGUCCUGACUGUGAAAUAUACUGCAGGUAAAUAGUGUAGUCUCUCCACUAGCACUUCUUUGAGUAUGCACUUAAUUGUUACUAUUACAAUUUUACAACUGUGAAACACUUUUUAGAAACAUUUAUAUAUUUAAUAGUUUUGUCAUCUGCAUUGUAUCUCUUUUCCUGCACCACUGAGCAGUGCUCACUCACUCUCCCUGAUACCUGUGGGCCAAUUGGCCUGUCAGUUGUCAACCUCUUACAAGGCUGUCUGCAUCUGUCUUGAGCAUGCUUCAUCCGCUGCCGGCUUGCUAGGCCUGUCACAACAUCUCCAGACAAGCAACCGUUCACACCUAUGGGCAGUUUAGGGUAGCCAGUUAAUCUAAUCUACAUGUAUUUGGACCAUGGGAGGAAACCAGAGCACCUGGAGGAAACCCACACAGGCACAGGGAGAACAUGCAAACUCCACACAGAAAGGCCUCUGUCAGCCAUGAGGUUGGAACCCAGAACCUUCUUGCUGUGAGGUGACAGUGCUCACCACUGUGCUGCCACUCAGCAGUGCUAUUUUUGUUUACUUGUUUAUAUGUGCAUUUCCAAGAUCUUUAUUUUUCUUGCUUUUAAAUAAAGUUUGAGAAUUGUG